Messenger RNA from Momordica charantia (bitter melon), 1330 nucleotides. RefSeq lists its product as uncharacterized. Lineage: Eukaryota; Viridiplantae; Streptophyta; Magnoliopsida; Cucurbitales; Cucurbitaceae. The record is from RefSeq and is a predicted model, not a curated record. Gene Ontology annotation, biological process: regulation of DNA-templated transcription. Gene Ontology annotation, cellular component: nucleus.
CAAGGCAGUUCGCGCCACUUCCACUGCAUUCUGUUCGCCACUUCGUGUGAAACCUUCCGAUUUUCCAGAGCGCCACUCCCAAUCUCAACCGCAAGUGCGCCGGGCCCGCAGUGGGCGGCGGAGCGGCAAUGGUUUCUCGGAGAAAGAGAGGAAGAGGAAGCGCCGCCACCGGAAAUGGAACCGUGGCCGAGGGAACGCCGGAGGUUCCUUCUCCAGGUUACGAGGAGCUUAGGGACCGAAGGGUUAAGGAAAAUAUGGAGCGGAUGCAAAAACUAGGUAUUGUCGAACUUUCUCUUAAGCUUAAGUCCACCACUGCCGGAACGAAGCGAUUUUCCAAAAAUUCUUCCAAGGAACCGCCGGAGCAGGGCGGAUUGUCCGCCGUCGAACUCCCGAGGCGCUCCUCGAGGUUGAAGACAUUGACUCCAGUUAGUUAUGCAGAGCUGCAUCCUAAAACUAAGAAAGCAACUUCUAAAAGUAACGAGAUUCACAUAAAAGAAGGUUCGCAACCAGAAAUUUACGCGGAAGAAGAUGCCAAGCUGUUGGGAGAUUGUGAGUCAAAUUGGACUCUUUGUGUGGAUGGAUAUGGUCAAGAUGGGAAGUGUAUGUAUGAUCCUAUCAAUGGAGAGUCUUGUCAUCAAUGCAGGCAGAAGACUCUUGGUCACCACACACAUUGCAGCAAAUGUAACUCGGGCCAGGGGCAAUUAUGUGGGGAUUGCUUAUACGUGCGAUAUGGAGAGAAUGUGAUGGAAGUGAAUAUGGAUCCCAAAUGGAUCUGCCCGGUAUGUCGUGGAAUAUGCAACUGCAGUUUGUGUCGACAAUCAAAAGGAUGGGAGCCGACUGGUGCCAUAUACAGGAAGGUCCGCAAUUUGGGUUUCAAGUCCGUGGCACAUUAUCUCAUUCAAACCCGCUGUGCUCAGACAAACCAGAAAGGCUCAAGAACAGAGCACGUAGGUGCUGUAGAUAGUUCACAAGCUUUGGCAAACACAGGAUUGGAGAACCACCCGAGUGACGAUUCCCAGCCCUCUGUUGAUGGCCAUGAAUUCGAAGGUAAAAUGGAAUAAGCUCGAUUUUUGGACAGUGAGAAUCUUUACAAGAAUGGCAUGAGAAAGAAGGAAGACUAGCUGUUAAUAUCAAUGGUGGAUUAGAGGAGAAGAAUGAUAGGGCUAAGUUGGAUUCUAACAGUUAGGAGCAGAAAUUUGUCUUUUGAUGACUGAAUCCCUAUUGGGACAUGAACUUGAAGAAAAUUAAAUCUAUGAUCGAGAUCAUUUAAUUUUUGAGAUGAUUAAAUAGAAAAGGGAAAAAGAUAUCCCUCUGUUUCUUUUUGGUGGAA